Botrytis fragariae is the source of this 3612-nucleotide messenger RNA. RefSeq names its product putative garp complex subunit vps53 protein. Gene Ontology annotation, biological process: removal of superoxide radicals; retrograde transport, endosome to Golgi. Bases 1 to 3612 code for a protein of 1203 amino acids. The record is from RefSeq and is a predicted model, not a curated record. Gene Ontology annotation, cellular component: cytoplasm; GARP complex. NCBI's taxonomy places the organism in Eukaryota, Fungi, Ascomycota, Leotiomycetes, Helotiales, Sclerotiniaceae. The transcript is spliced from 8 exons. Gene Ontology annotation, molecular function: thioredoxin-disulfide reductase (NADPH) activity.
AUGAAUGGCGUAUCGAUCCCUUCAUCCCUGGAUGCAUCUGAUUAUGAUCCUAUUGACCAUUUGAACACGAUAUUUUCCCAUCCUUCGACUUUGUCCUCUAUAGAUCAAACGGCUGCUGCUCUACAAACUCAUCAGGAUGAGCUGUCGAAUAAUAUCGCGAAUCUCGUGGCCACUCAAGCAUACAAUGAUGAUUCCUCACUCAAACGGAUGCAGUCUGCAAAGUCGGAGCUUGCAGAUCUUUUUAGAAAGAUUGAAUCCGUACGAACACGGGCUAUACAAACAGAGCAAACGAUCACCUCGAUGACCGCAGAUAUCAAGAGACUGGAUGGCACAAAGAAGAACCUUACCCUGAGCAUGACGGCUCUGAAAAGGUUACAAAUGCUUACAACUGCUUACGAACAAUUAAGGGGUCUAGCCAAAACAAGACAAUAUCGAGAAUGUGCAAGCUUGCUUCAAGCUGUACUGCAACUUAUGAAGCAUUUCAAUAGCUAUAGGAGCAUAGACCAGAUUGCUACCUUGAGUAGAGGUGUUUCAGAGUUACAAAGAGAGUUGUUGGAGCAAGUCUGCGAGGACUUUGAGAUGGCGUUUGCCAAAGGAGAAGUGGGGAGCAAGAAAGCAGUGCUGGCAGAGUCAUGUCUGGUGAUGGACGCAUUGGGAGAUAACGCUCGGGCAAGAUUGGUGACGUGGUAUGUCAAUACGCAAUUGAGGGAAUAUAGGCAGGUGUUCAGGGGAAACGAUGAAGCUGGAAGCUUGGAUAAUAUUGGUAGAAGAUACAGUUGGUUCAGGAGAAUGCUGAAGACAUUCGAGGAUGAACAUGCGGGAAUAUUUCCUGCUGGGUGGAGAGUCAAUGAGGUUCUGGCAAAUGCCUUCUGCGAAGGCACUAGGGAUGAUUUUAAGGGAAUCUUGGAGCGGAGCAUGAGGCGAACAGAUGGAAGUAGGAUAGACGUCAAUUUGCUCCUAAGUUGCCUACAGGAAACUCUGGAUUUCGAGCAAAGUCUUGAAAAGAGAUUCGCUACAGGGGCGAGAGCAAGCAUUGAUACUCUCAGCUCACUCGAGGAUAAACCUCUGACAUUUCACGGGUCUAUUUCGGAAGCCUUCGAACCAUAUCUUAGUCUUUGGGUUGAUUCACAAGACAAGCAACUCGCCACAAUGAUACCCAAAUAUCGAAUUCAACCAUUAUUAGCAGCCGAUGAAGAGUUCUCUCCACAGGCUGUGAUUGCGUCAUCUAUCGAGCUUUUCCAUUUUUACAAGACAUCCCUGGCUCAAUGUGCCAAGUUGUCAACCAGUGAACGGCUUCUUGACUUCUCAAAGAUCUUAGCUAAAUAUCUCGAUCAAUAUGCUCAGCAGGUUUUACUAUUUUUCUUACAAGGAGCUGGAGGACCCAGUCUUGAGAACACUAUCCUUGUUCUCAACACAGCGGAUUAUUGGCACGCAAACACUCAGCAAUUAGAAGAUAAUCUGAAACGGAGAAUUGACAGUGAAUUGGCACCCAAAGUGGACUUAUCGUCACAAUCCGAUACUUUUAUGGGUGUUGCCAGCGCAGCAGUUCUAUCAUUGGUAAACAGAGUUGAACUCGAUUGCGAAGGAGCAUGGCGUGAGAUGAAGAAUACAAAUUGGAGUAAAAUGGAAAGCGUGGGGGAUCAGAGCAGUUAUGUGGCAGAGUUAUUGAAACAUGUCAAUGAUCAAGCGGGGGAAAUACUACCGUUGGUGGGGAAGCAGCAAUAUGCGCGUGCAUUCUGUGAUAACGUUGUCGAGCAUUUGGCCAAUACGUAUAUCGCAAACAUCGUUCAAUGUCGACCUGUAUCCGAGGUAGGCGCAGAGCAGAUGCUACUAGAUAAAUACGUCUUAACUAAAGGACUGACCACCUUGCUCUCUCACUCCCCCACUCCCUCUUCAGCCACUGCAAAUACCGCAUUUCAGAAGCGUGUGAAUAACAUAAUGGCUCGCCUGGACCCGCUCCUCAAGACGCUACAGGUCCGUCCCUCACCGCCAGAGGGACUGGUUCAAGCAUACCUAAUUCACAUCGCCGAUCGUAGCGAUACAAAUUUCCGGAAAAUUUUAGAAUUGAAGGGUGUCAGAAAGCAAGAUCAGGCUGCAUUGGUGGAAAUGUUUGGUAUGCACAGAGAUGGUAAGGCUAAUGAGCAGCUGGUUCAAAACUCACCUCUUCUCACACCACUUAUGAAUGUUGCCGGGCUUGGUAGUACAGGUCUAGGAAUUGGAACACCUGGUGGUAUGCCAGGAUUACAGACACGAUUUGACCCCGCAGGUUUUGGAGAAAAGUUAUUUAGUGCGGCCAGGGAUAGUAUGGGAACUGGAGGGGUUGGCGAUAGAGGGGUAAGUCCUUUGAGCGAGGAUGCUAAGUCUGCCGUGGAAGGGAAUCUGAAGAGUAUUGGAAAGUUCUUCAGACGAGAUAUGUCUGGGUUUGGUGGGAUGAAUAUAGGGGCUCUUAAACGUACUUUGAGGGCAAGCGGUUCGGGUGUUUCAAUUGCGGCUGCUGCUUGUUUUCAACAGAAGAAUUCGGUCAAGAGUAAUACUGCUGCAAAUUUACUGGGAAGAAAUAUAGAGAGAAAGAUGCAUAGUAAGGUUGUUAUUAUUGGCUCUGGCCCAGCGGCUCACACUGCUGCCGUUUAUCUUGCGCGUGCGGAAUUGAAACCUGUUCUUUAUGAAGGUUUCCUUGCCAAUGGAAUUGCUGCCGGUGGUCAAUUGACCACUACUACCGAUGUAGAGAACUUCCCUGGUUUCCCCAAGGGAAUUGGUGGACAAGAACUUAUGGAUAACAUGCGCGCACAAUCCGAACGAUUCGGUACCGAAAUCAUCACCGAAACCGUUGCCAAAGUAGACCUCUCCAAACGUCCUUUCAAAUACUGGACCGAAUGGGACGACAAAACAGAACACACAGCCGAUUCGAUCAUCAUUGCUACUGGUGCCUCGGCUCGCAGACUCGGUCUUCCAGGAGAGGAGAAAUAUUGGCAAAACGGUAUCUCCGCAUGCGCAGUCUGCGACGGGGCUGUUCCAAUUUUCAGAAACAAGCCUUUGGUAGUUAUUGGUGGUGGAGAUAGUGCUGCGGAAGAGGCUAUGUUCCUCACGAAAUACGGAUCCCACGUUACUGUUUUGGUCCGAAAAGAUCAUCUACGCGCGUCGAAAACAAUGGCUAAGAGAUUGCUUGCCAAUAAGAAAGUUACUGUUAGAUUCAACACUGUGGGAGGCGAAAUCACUGGUGAUGACAAGGGAUUGAUGACCCACAUGGUUUUCAAGAACGUUACUACUGGCGAGGAAGAAAAGGUAGAGGCAAAUGGAUUGUUCUAUGCUGUAGGACAUGACCCAGCCACCGCAUUGUUCAAGGAGCAAAUCGAGACGGAUUCCGAAGGAUACAUUGUCACCAAGCCCGGAACCAGUUAUACCAACGUCGAGGGUGUUUUCGCUGCUGGUGAUGUUCAGGACAAGAGAUACAGACAGGCUAUUACUAGUGCAGGAUCCGGAUGUAUAGCAGCUCUCGAGGCCGAGAAGUUCCUUGCCGAGCAAGAAGAUGCUGAAAAUGAUUUGGAAAAGGCAGAUGCUGAAAAGGGUAGCAAUGUUGUUGUUCCUGAGUAUAGGUCCAAUCCUUUGCUUUAG